AGAAGAUAUGGAAGCGUUUUGCGGUGAAUGGAAACCAGUAUCGGUAAGCGAGAAUUUUUGCGAUUAUUUAACGGCAACCGGAGCUGAAGCGGAUUUCGUCGAACGCGUGAGAGAACAUAUAAAAAGUGGUAAUAUUGCUCCAAAUUUGGUAGAAAAAGUCGGUAUUGAAGGCAAUGUUGUGAAUAUGACAGUCGAAGUUGGUGGAAAGGAGACUUAUAAAAUCUCUCUAAAGUUGGGAGAACCAACCGAAAUUCAAACUCUCGACAAGAGAACGGUUACGCGCCUAACCGAAUUUAAAGAUGGAGAAUUUCAUUUUAACGACACUGGGCCGUACGAAGCACACUUAACAUCUAAAAUAAUCGACGGUGGCCGAAUACUUCUGACUCUCAGCUGCAACGGCAUAGAGGCGACUAGAUGCUACGAAAGAGUUGCUUAAUAUACUUGUACUGUAUUGGACUAACAAAAUAAAAAUUCACAAUAUGGUCUUCUGAAAAAAAGUUGCUAAUCUUGUUUAUUUUUAACUGAAAAGGGGAAAUGUACAUUGUGUUUAUAGACGUACAAACAAACCAAAGAAAACACAGACAUACAAAGGAAGAAUGAAAAGUUAAAAGAAUAGGAAAAGGCGAGAGAGCGAGAGAGAGAGCGCGCGCGAGAGAGAGAGAGGGAAAAUAAAAAACAACUAGGGAACGAAUGAAUGAAUGGCUGAAUGAAUGAAUAAAUGAAUGAAAGAAACUUAUAAGGUAAAGGAACAAAAAGAUAAAAAGGGCUUAGGAAUAAAAUAUUACGACUUUUUAAUAUAAAGAAACGCAUACAACUAUUCUCACCUAAUCGAUAACCGUUACUUUACAUUUUUUAUUUACCGAAAAUUUAUGGAAAUAGAAAUAAAUGAAUGAACCGGAAGUGUAUGAAUAUUAUAUAAAAAUACUAACUCUUUCACGUUGAUAACAAAAGAAAAGUCACUUUUAAAUUUUACAAUGUUAGGAAGAAGUGCAAAGGAGAAAGAGGAAAUAACAAGGAAGAGAGAGAGUGAGAUAGAGAAGAGAUCUAAUACUCCUCAACUAAUUUUAAUAAUUACUGACUAAAUUGGUUAACGAAAUUUAAUAGUUAUAUAUUUUAUUUAAUAAGCGAAAAGUAAUGAUUUAAUAAAUUGAUGUGACAAGAAGUUUUAGUAAAUAUCCAAAAUAACCAGUAAUCAAUAGCUUAAGACCUUAAAUUAUUGGAUAAGUUGAUAAGGUUCAUCCACAAUUCUCCAUGGAUUUUUACGGGCUUUAUAAUCUGAAAUAUUGGCUAAAGGAAAAAUUGUAUCGUUUUUAAUGUCAAUAAAGUGCUUACUGACCUCCUUUCUUUGUGUAUGUUAGAAAAAAAGGAUACAAAAAGAGAUAGAGAGAAGAACGGAUAGAUAGAUAGAUGGAUGGAUGGAUAGCCAGAGAGCAAGGCAGAGAGAGAGAGAGAGAAGUAGAUACUAUACAUACAGAAACAGACGUUAGGAGAUUUGAAAGACAAUUGAACUGUCUGAUGAUAGUUUUUUAUUUGUCUUGUAAAUGUGAACUUUGUUAAAGGUAUUAGAUGUAUUUAAAUAAAUAAAUCUCGAUUGAUAUAUAUCAGAUCUCUCUAUGCCUGUCUGUCUAUCUGCC
This is a messenger RNA of Dimorphilus gyrociliatus, 1634 nucleotides long. Lineage: Eukaryota; Metazoa; Annelida; Polychaeta; Dinophilidae. The record is from the annotation of a GenBank genome assembly.